Molecule: messenger RNA, 1704 nt
Organism: Hyaloscypha bicolor E
Lineage: Eukaryota; Fungi; Ascomycota; Leotiomycetes; Helotiales; Hyaloscyphaceae
Product: HET-domain-containing protein
Exons: 2
Coding region: 1-1704 (567 amino acids)
Source: RefSeq, a predicted model, not a curated record
AUGGAUUUUCAAUAUGAUUCAGCGCUUGAUAACAAAGACGAAAAGAAGAUUCGUCUCCUCCAGAUUUUGCCGCCCAAAGAAGCCCCCUCAUUCAGCGUUACCCCCGAGUUUGUCCUUACGACACAUAAUAUCAGCGAAGUUCCGAAAUACCAAGCACUAUCGUACACAUGGGGUCCGCCAGAAGAUGGAAUAGAAGCGUACAAAUGCGAAAAAAAGACUAUACUUAUCAAUGGAGGUCUAUUCCUUGUGUUGUCAAACUUGAUGGAUGCCCUGUGCCAUAUCCUACAAGCCUGGGAUUCGGCUGACCCCGUUCCACACAUAUGGAUCAAUGCGAUUUGUAUUAAUCAACAGAACCCGAUUGAGCGCGGCCUACAAGUACAAUUUAUGAGCGAGAUAUAUCAAACGGCAAGCCAGGUACUCAUAUGGCUUGGCAAGUCAAAUAUGGAGAGUCGAACUGCAUUCGACUUUAUACGGAAGCAAGGAGAUCUUUCUCGUAUUGCGUAUCAGCAAUGUAUGCAAAACAAUAGUGGGCUUUAUGCUAGCGUUUUCCAUGCUCUUUGCCAGGUUCUAAACCGACGUUGGUUCACACGCAUAUGGACGCUGCAAGAGUUUGCCUUCGCUUCAGGAUUCGACGGUCCGCUGAUGAUCUGUGGUCGAGAUCGUUUACAAUGGCGCUUGUUCUAUAUCCUGGGUUACGUCGAUAAUGAGUUCCGCAAUCGCUAUCUAGAAGAAAAGCAUUCAGGUCCUCUAGCAGGACAUUUUUGGAAAGCUCAGGAAUACUGGAGCAUUGUUUCUACCUUGCAUAAGAUGCGGCAGGAUAUUGGUAUUGGAUCUGGCUAUCACCUUCCUUAUCUUCUUCAAGCAACAAGAUAUUUUGCCUCGACGGAUCCACGAGACCGGGUCUAUGCUCUUCUUGGGCUUGCGGAAGGCGAAUACCGACGAGAAUUAAAAGUUGUCUACGAAGACAACGUAGACGAUUCAGACGAUGUUUACGUGAAAGUUUAUAUCAACGCUGUCAAAUGCAGCAUUGAAAUAGACAACAGCCUUAACAUCGUUGCACUUCAGACAUUACAAAAGAAGAUCAAAGGUUUGCCAUCAUGGGUACCAGACUUCUCCUUAACAAACAUCAGGGGCUAUAGUCAUCUUCUGCCACAAGACCUCGAGGUGCCACAGAUGAAAUCUCGACUGCCAAAAGGCUUUUGGGCCCAGUACUUGGCAUCCGGCCGUUCACAGCCACUGAUACGCUUUUCAGCGAAUAACAGACAUCUAUCUAUUAAGGGAGUCAAAUUCGGUCGCGUUUGCGAAGUAAUUGGACCGUUUAAUUCUCUUGAAUCGUAUCUUCAAAAGGUACAACAAUGUACUUCUCGAGCCGCCCUCAGAAGAUUACCACGUGGGCAUCCACACCGCGGACUUCAUUACCUCUGUUAUCGCUCUCGCGCGUCGAUAUGGCGAGUUCUCGUCGCAAAUAAAGAUGAGACUGGACAUGUCCCUGCUCCUAACUGGUAUGAAGACGUAAUCAAAGCUAUGCUUAGCGGCGGCCAUAUUACAGAUGCAUUGGGAGUUAAUAGGACGAAGACUGAAUUGCCACAUCUGGCCUUGGUACAGAAAAGCCUUGCAGCGGCGAUUUCAGAUCGCAAAUUUUUUAGGACUGACUUUGGCUUCGUUGGGAUUGGUCCAGACAACAUUAAAAAUGGAGAUCUUUGA